Nematolebias whitei (Rio pearlfish) is the source of this 3810-nucleotide messenger RNA. RefSeq lists its product as uncharacterized. Gene Ontology annotation, biological process: regulation of glycogen biosynthetic process. Gene Ontology annotation, cellular component: protein phosphatase type 1 complex. Gene Ontology annotation, molecular function: glycogen binding; protein phosphatase 1 binding. The record is from RefSeq and is a predicted model, not a curated record. Lineage: Eukaryota; Metazoa; Chordata; Actinopteri; Cyprinodontiformes; Rivulidae.
AUGGUUGACCUUCCAGACGUAUCCAGUGCCAAGCACUUGUCCUCUGUAACUCGACUCCAUCUGUUAAGUCAGACCUUGUUGAAUUCAGCCGUCAGGCAGAAGCAGCACAGUUUCUCGCUGACUCUCACUCGGAGCCUCAUGGAUUUUGUAGAGUGGCUGAGACCCUCUGAGGCCUGCAGCCUCCUAACAGUCCCGAGCCUGAGCUCCUUGGACGUAGACGAGGAAGAGGGUGAGGAUAUAAUAAUCGGCAUCAGACCUAAAUCUUCUCCUAUCCCAUCGAGAAAAUCUUCGUUCACAGAUGAAGACUCGGAGGCUGAGCCUCCUCCUCUCUGUGGCUCCAGAAGAGUCUCAUUUGCAGAUGCCAAAGGCCUCAGCCUGGUGCAAGUGAAGGAGUUUGAUACGAAGGAUGUCCCAAAACGACCAGGAUUUGAUUCUGCAGCGGUUGACGUUUCAAAUACAAUGGAGUAUUUCCUCUUACCUUUAACCUUUUCCCUGCCGCUGCCAUCUGAUGAGCUGUCCACCCGAGUUCUGGAGCAGAAAAUAGAGCUGGAAACAAUUGAAUUACUUACAGGGACCACAAUACUGAAAGGAGUGGUACGAGUUCUCAACAUCUCCUACAUUAAAUCAGUUUAUGUCCGAACCACUUUUGACAACUGGUGUAACCACUUUGACCUUCUGGCGGAAUACAUUCCUGAUACCAGUGGCGGUGUGAUGGACUCCUUCUUAUUUAAACUCACUUUAGUACCUCCGUUUAGGGAUCAGGCAACCAGAGUGGACUUUUGUCUGCGCUACGAGACACCCGUGGGGACAUUUUGGGCCAACAAUAACAACAAAAACUAUGUGCUGUUCUAUUCAUGCAGAAUGAAGGAGGAGAAGGAAAAAGGCCAAAGAGAAACUGUUAACAAGAAAAGCUGCCUGAAGACUGUCAACCCAAGUGUCUCCGCUGACAAAACCAUUUCACUAAAGCCGUCUUCAUCUCUGGACAGCAUUUCAUCAGAUGAGUCUACACCUCAGCUGGAAGGGGACAGAACUGCGGCUCAGAAAGCCCCUGAAUCUCUGCUGGACGCACCAAAGGAAGAGGAACAGAAAUUAUUGAUGGAAAGCAGACAGAGCAGCAGUCAACAAAGGCAGAGGAAAGCUGCACAGAUGGCCAGAGUGAGGGACUACUUGGCUCAGAGAGACCAAGGAGUCUCUGACAGAAACAACCCAUCUUCAGGAAUAAAGCAGAUGACUUGGGUGGAAAAUCUCAAGGACAAACAUGGUUGUGUGCAGGAGAAGAGUGAACCAGAGUGUCAUCUGUUUGUUUCUGAAGCUCACAAAACAUGCAGCCAACCUGUCUAUAACCACACAUGCAGCAAGCAGCCAGAAAAACCCGACUCGGCUGAGUUGGCACGAGGAGAGUGUGCCACAGAUCUCCCAAAUGAGCGGCUGCAUUCAGCUGAUCAGGAUGCUACUACAGAAGAGGAAAAUCCCAGGGGGUUUCUCACAAAGACUCAACAUCCAGACAUGAGUGUUGCAUCCAUGAAAAACACAGCAGCAGGUCUGGCAGGGCUUGUUGGCCACAGCAACAGCAGCACCAGGCUGUAUCAUCAGGGCUUCAGUGGGGCGUUAGCUGAAAAUCCAAAUGGGAAAAGUCCUGUAAACACUCCAGUAAAUAAUCAUCCUUUCAAAAUAAAAGAAAACUGUGAUAUUGCUUCCAAAAAUACCAAAAGUAACACAAGCAACUUGAAGAGAAAUGUUUCUGAGAAUCUGGACUUGGACAAUAGAGGUCCCAUGUUGACCACUUUUAAUGACACAAACAUGCUUCAGUGUGCAGACACUGUGCAGAAGGCAGACCUGAGAGAUCCAGAUGCAUCUCAGAGCCAGCAACAUCUUUCAGCAGAUGCAUCAGAGCAUCUCGGAAUGGUAAAUUCUGUCUUAGUUAAAGAUUUCUUGAGUCCACAUGCAUUCUCUGAAAGUAUGCUCCUCCAGGAAAUAGCAACGGGACAAAAAUUAACCUUAGACUUGAGCAGAGGAAUCACAGCUGAUCCACAGGAGUGGACAUGUGAACCACUUUUAACUAGUGAAAAGAGUCCUGCAGGAAAAACAGAUACAGUUUCCAAAAUGUUUCAAAGUAAGCAGACCACCCUAAAGGGAGGAAAUGAGAGAAAAAAUGUGAGUAAAAAUGAUGAUGCUCAUAACAAUGUGGCUUUUACAAAAAUCUACACAGUUUUAAAUCCCCCACCAAACAAUAACAUAGUUUCAAAAAGUGGCACAAAUGAACUUGUUUCUCUUUGUGGACCAGAGAAGAUAAAUCUCACAUCACCUGAAAUAUGUCAGCAGGAAAAUAAUAGCAUUGAAGAAAUUAAAUAUAUUAUGAGCCCACAAAAAGGAGAUAAAAACAACUCUGUUGAGGUUAAGGCCAUUUGUGAACCUGCUGGGUUUGUGAUAAGGAACCAAAAUGGUCAUGCAGAAAAAUCUGAGGGACCAACAGAUGAAAACCAUCCAGACAAAAUGAAGUAUUGUGUAGCAGAAGCUGUUAUCUUAAAAGAGGAUGAGACUGUCCGUUCAACAGACAAUACGUGGGUGAAAAGCUAUGAUACAGUGGUUGAAGAGAAAGAAAACAGCACUGUGACAAGUGAAGAGGAAGAUGAGCUGCUAACAUCAAAAGCUGAGAACAAGAAAGCAAUGGAGAAAGAUACUUCACAGAGGAUUGAGGAGAAAAUAGUAGAGAAGGGGGCAGAUGACAAAGUGCAUGUGGACAAGGUGGACACCAUGGCAGUGAUAAAAGGCAUGGUGUGGUUGAGUGAGGAUGAGACCGCAAUGAUUUUAGUUGAUAAAGAAACCAAAUUAGAAGAUGUUGGAGUUUUCAUGGCAAAGAAAAACACUGAUGAAGACAAAACACAAACAGCGAUGCAGGCAUUGCACGACUUUCUAGAGAUGCAGCAGGUCAGCACUGAAAAGAAAUGUGUCCAAGAUGAAGAGGAGAUGGAGAAAAACAUGAACAUGUCCUUAAAUUAUGAUGGUGAAACAGAUGAGAAGCAGGAGAAUCAAAGAGAGACACAUCAGGAGAAAAUAGACUAUAGGGAUGAAAUCCUAGCUGAUGAGACAGCAGCUACAAACUCAUGUGUGGCAGGAGAUGAAGAUGGCUGGUCUGAGGAGAUGUUAGCAGUUGCAGAAAACAAGGCGGAAGAUGGUUUAUCUGCUCUGCUGAGCAGUGAGUUGGAGGUUAUGAAAGAAAGCACUAAGGAUGGGUCCUGGAUCCUGACCGAGACCCUUCUUUUCGAACAUGCUAAACAUGGCUCAACUGAACCCCUUGCUUUAGAAAAUGUUUUAACCGAUAAACUUGAAAGUGACCAGGUGAGCCACAGCAGCAGCUCAGCAGAGUCCAACUCUGAUGACGAGGUGGAGUUGUACAUGCACUGUCUGCGGGCUGCUGGUGCAUCAACACAGGCCCGUAAAGACAUGAUCAAAGAUGCAGGUUUUACUGUGAGCAAAGGAAAAUUGUUACUGCAACCCAUGCCCCUCAUCAGCGAGUCUCUAGAUGAGGGUGUCCCACUCAGUGACCAUUUGGAAAAGCCUGAAGAUAUGCAAAAGACAGAGACAGGUGGACAGGACAACACAAGCCAAGGUGUUCAAAGGUACAAAGAGACAUUUUUGUGCUGCAGUCUCUCAAAAGCACCGUUAUACUUCGCCUUAUUAGUGAUAUUUUUAGUUGUGGCUCAUCGUUAUGAUUUUCUUGCCUGCUUUGGUCUCUACUUGUUAUCAAUCAUUUGGCUCUGCUGUCAAGGAGAGAGGGAACCGGGUAAACACAGUGACAAAGCAGGCUGA